Marchantia polymorpha subsp. ruderalis is the source of this 3024-nucleotide messenger RNA. NCBI's taxonomy places the organism in Eukaryota, Viridiplantae, Streptophyta, Marchantiopsida, Marchantiales, Marchantiaceae. The record is from the annotation of a GenBank genome assembly.
GGGCGUGCCGAGAGUCGGGGGGAGGGGAGGGAAGGGACAGAGAGAGAGAGAGAGAGAGAGAGAGAUUAGUGCUUUGUUUUGUGUUGUGGUGGAGGCUGUCGAGGAGGAGGGGACGAGGGAGUGAGGGAGAGGAGGGAGUGGGAGCAUUAGCUCGCCUUUCUCUUUCCUUGAUGGGAUUGAGUGAAUGAUCGACGCCAGACCUCAGCAGCUCUAUCUAGCAGCAGCAGCAGCAGCAGCAGUGGGGAGCGAGCUUGGGGUGCUGAGCAAGGAGGAGGAACGAACCAUCGAGGGCAGCAGCACAAGCAGCAGUGGUAGCAUCGUUGUUGUGUGGGUUGUGUGGGAGCACGACGAGGAGGACGACGAGACGGAGGAGGUGGAGGACGAGGACGAGGGCUGGUGCAUUGGAGAGGCACGGUGGACGAGCGUUGGCUGGGCAGGGCGGAGAAGGCCAUGGCCGUCUCAGCCAAACCCGAGAAGGCCGCCGUUGUAAAACGGCCCUUCCGAACGAGCUUUACCAUGAAGCGGACCAACGACUGGGUUCUGGCAACGGAUGUCCCGAGUGAUGUCGUGGUCAUUGUCGGCGGCGUCAGUUUCGCUCUCCACAAGUUCCCGUUGGUCUCGCGAUGCGGGAGGAUCAGGAUGCUGGUGGUCGAAGCGGGCGACUCUGAUGUGUCUCAGAUGGAACUUCCUGACGUACCUGGCGGUGCUGAGGGUUUUGACAUGGCAGCGAGGUUUUGUUACGGUAUUAACUUCGAAAUCACGACGGCCAAUGUUGCUGUCCUUCGGUGUGCGGCAGAGUAUCUCGAGAUGACAGAGGAGUACGGAGAAGGAAAUCUGGUCGCCAGGACAGAAGCCUUUCUGAGUGAAGUCGUGUGCCAAAACCUCGCCGAUUCUAUAACAGUCCUUCAUAAUUGUGAAAAUUUACUUCCAUACGCCGAAGAACUCAAGAUUGUCAGUCGAACAAUCGAUGCCAUUGCGUCCAAGGCAUGUCGUGAACAGAUUGCGCAGGGCAUGGGGGAGUCCGAUUACGACAUUUCGGGCCGCAAUGACAGCAACGUGAAAUUGAGUUUCAGCAAAGGUCCUCAAAAGGUAACGCCAUCAGAUUGGUGGGCCGAGGAUUUGGCCGUCCUGCGGAUUGACUUCUACCAGAGAGUUCUGGCAGCAAUGCGUUCGCGGGGUCUGCGAUACGAGAGUAUCGGUGGAGCCUUGAUGCAUUACGCGCAUCGAUCGCUGAAAGGACUCCACAGAAAGCAAACCGGGCGCGAUAUGUACAAAGGAGGUCAGCAGAAGAAGGUCCAUGAUAGCACAUCUGCAAUCGAGCACGAACAACGAAUUCUCGUCGAGACGAUCGUCAGUCUUCUUCCGCCUGAGAAGAACACAGCCUCUUGCAGCUUCCUAUUCGGCCUUCUACGAACAGCCAUUAUUCUUGACACGACCAUUGCAUGCAGAUUGGAUCUCGAGAGAAGGAUCGGGCAGCAGCUCGAACAGGCGACUUUGGAUGACCUUUUGAUACCCUCAUUCUCUUACACCGGGGAUACACUUUUCGAUGUGGACAUCGUACAACGCAUCAUCGUGUGCUUCUUGCAACAAACGGACAACGAGGAUGUCCAUGAUCCCCACAGCAUGUACGAGUCGGACGGAAUGGGGUCUCCCACACAAAGUGCCCUCAUGAAGGUCGCGAAACUCCUCGAUAGCUAUCUAGCCGAGAUUGCACCUGAUGCUAAUUUGAAGCUGGCUAAGUUCAUUUCACUAGCUGAACUUCUCCCGGAGUACGCCCGAGUGGUUGAUGACGGGCUCUACAGAGCCAUCGACAUCUACCUGAAGGCCCACCCAUCGCUUACAGAGAUCGAUCGCAAGAAGCUCUGUAAACUCAUGGACGUCCAAAAGUUGUCGCAAGAGGCUUGCACACAUGCUGCCCAAAAUGAAAGGUUACCUGUCCAGAUAAUGGUGCAGGUACUCUACUUCGAGCAGCUUCGACUGCGAACAGCCAUGACGGGGUCCUUGGCUGAUGUCGAUCACGUCGGCCACAAUUCGCAAAGAAUUAGCGGAGCCUUCAGCUCCGCUGUGUCGCCAAGAGAUAACUACGCGUCCGUCCGACGAGAGAACCGGGAACUGAAGUUGGAAGUCGCCCGGAUGAGAAUGCGCCUGACAGAUUUAGAGAAGGACCAUGUAUGCAUGAAGCAAGAUCUAGAGAAAGGUGGAGGGCAAAAGACAUUCCUUCAGUCAGUAUCGAAGAAGCUGACCAGAUUAAAUCCCUUCUCAAAGAGUGGCAUUAAAGGAGGUGCAUUAGACUCGAAAGCACCCAACACUCCCGAUUCUCGUCAAGGUGGUAGCGGUGGCAGGAGGCGACGCCACUCGAUCUCAUAGUUCCGGAUCCGUGCAUUACAGUCCUCUGAGGCCCAAAAUUUUCCUGUCGCAAAAUUCGUGAAAGGAUCUGCUUUGGUGAGGGUCCUCUGGAUACGAAGCAGGUAUGUCUGUGUGUACAUGUGUAUCAUUAUUUCCAAUUAUUCACCUAAUAAUAGAUCAUACGUCACGUUGAAUUCGAAUGACAUCCUUCUUCUACAGUCCAUGGCUUUUUCUUAUCCAUCUACAAGCAAAGUUUGUCUGGCAGCGCAUCGUCAUCGUUGCUAGGGUUCAUUCGGUACACCCUGCCCUUGAAUUAGAGCGGUGCUGUAGGUCGUGUUUAGAGUUUACCGUGUUGAGAGGAGGGUUCUGCCAGGAACGCAAGGGCUAGUUACAAAGUUACCCAUACAAAUAAAAAAGUUAUAUAGAGUUAUGAGUAGACAGUUUUAUCCGGGGAGAGAUUAAAGGAGUGCCAGUAGGUACACGAGCACAUGAUUUGACUCUGCAGUAACAAGCCCAGGUUUGUGUAAUUUAACGAGGAAUGCUCUGCAAAUUGCUUGCCUCUUAUUCCCUCUAUCCAAUAGAAAGAUGGAGGUGCUUUGGAUCUCUGUAAUUAUGCUUCACAAUUAUGCAUAGUGCUUCUAAUUUUCUCCCCGUAUAAUAUAGAUGUGCCCUUUCGUC